GAAGAAGAUUGAAGAUUCUGGCAACCACUUUUCAUGGCUGCACGUCCACUCCCACAGUUUCCCUAGUUCUCGGCUCACAAAAUCAAAAAGCCACAUCUUCAAACCACUUUUGUGACCCACCACGCAAGGAAAAAUGAUGAAGAAAGAUAUCAACUCGAGCCUUGUGGACGACGAUGGUGACUUGUUCGGUGAUGAGCUUUCGGUGACUAACACUUCCGAUCUCGAGAAGAGCCAGCAUGGUAAGAAGAGGGACUUUACUCGUGACAAGUGGAUCUUUACAACCACCAUUGUGCUCCUCGGUGCGGCUGUGAGUGGAGCCUUCAUUGCCUUGGGUGUGGUGAGCGCCCAGGAUAGCUCCCAGCAAAGCUUCCGUCAGAGAGCCACUGAAAUCGUGUUCCAGGUCGAGGCGUCUUGGAAUGUUUACGUUCUCUUUACCAAGUGGACCCGCGAAUCCUGCCACAAACCCUUUGAAGCCACGGGAAUCCAGCCUGGAUUUCGCAUGGGUGAUGAUCCCAGCUGGGCUCUUGGUUACUGUUCUGAUGCCGAGUUUGACAAGAUCUUCGAGUACAGUACCACGGAGGGACUCAUCUUCCAGUCCCUUCAGUACGUACCAAACAUUACCGAUGCCGAGCGCCCCUACAUCGAAGCCUACGCCGAGCAAUACUACGAAACGAACUACCCAGGAAAGGUUGACUUUGUGGGUUUCAAACAGAGAGGAGCCAGUGGCCUGGAACCAUCCGAAACGUAUGACUUCUACUUCCCCGUUGUGCAUUUACUUCCGGUCGAGACCAAUGCAGCGGCUGUCCUCUUGGAUCCUUACAACACCAUCCCCACAAGCAAGGUCCUCUAUGACAAGGCAACUUCAACCUGGGAGCCGGCACUGGGAGGACGCAUCAGGACAGUGCAAGAAACUGAUCCAUCGGCAUACUCGGUGAUCAUGUAUCAUCCUGGAGUUCGAACCGAGCAUGAACCCGUGUAUGCGAAGUCACCAGCAGUGGCUCAACUAAUCGUCCGAAUGCCCGACAUGUUGGUCCAGUUCAUGCAGGGUAUGCUUCAGAAUGAAAAGCUCUACGUCUACGAUUCCACCGACCCGGAUACUCCAGUCUACCUUGUGGCGGGCACAAUUGUAAAUCCCAAGGCCACAGCCGCCAAGGACCGCCUGGAGAAGCUACCAGAAGUUGAGCUUGCAGAUAUUCCUCGCCCCAGAGGAGCACAAUACGAAGAAACCGUAAUCAACGCCAAUGAUCGAAAGUGGACGGUCGUCAUUGUCAGUACCAACGAAAAGGCAAACUUGACCUUUGUCAUUCUGGGAGGUGCCAUCAUCUUCUUGGCGUGCUGCAUGAUUGCCGUCUGGUACUACCGCCAUCUCACUGUAUUGGAAACCAUGACAUCCACUCAAAAUCUUCUAACCUCCGUCUUCCCAAAGGAUGUCCAGGACCGUCUGCUGAAGGAUGCCGCAGAAGCUGCUGGUGGCAACAACGACAAGGAAGCUUUUAAAGGAAACAGGGGAGCCGAACUGAGCAAAGCCAUGAAGGGCAUUACUCCACUUCCCAAAACAAAGCCCAUUGCUGAUCUCGUCCUCGAAGCCAGUGUUCUAUUUGCCGAUAUCACUGGAUUCACAGCGUGGUCCUCAACAAGGGAACCGUUCCAGGUUUUCACUUUAUUGGAAACAGUCUUCCACAGCUUUGAUGUCCUAGCGAAGCGCCGAAGAGUGUUCAAAGUCGAGACCGUUGGUGAUUGUUAUGUUGCCUGCACUGGACUUCCUGAGCCUCGCAGAGACCACGCUGCCGCGCUUGUCCGUUUCGCCAAGGACUGCUUGAAUCGGUUCCAGGUUCUUUCCCGUCGCCUAGAGGUUGAGCUUGGACCCGAUACUGCUCAGUUGGGACUCCGUAUUGGCAUUCACAGCGGCCCUGUCACUUCCGGAGUGUUGCGUGGAGAUCGUCCAAGAUUCCAGCUUUUCGGCGAUACCAUGAAUUGUGCUGCCCGUAUUGAAAGCUUGGGCCAGAGAAACCGAAUUCAUAUUUCCAAGGAAACCGCUGACCUGCUGGCCGCCGCUGGCAAGAAACACUGGAUUGUCCCCCGAAAGGAGAAGGUUUAUGCCAAAGGUAAAGGUGAACUGGAGACCUUCUGGUGCACUAGCAAAACGGAUGAUACCAGGUCGGUCCGCAGCGGAGCAUCUUCCCGCGAAAAUGAUGGGGUCGAUGUUGAGCUGCGAGAAAUUGACAGCCCCGAAGAGAAACUAGAAAGACUUAUUGAGUGGAACACUUCUGUCUUUGUCAAGCUUCUGAAAGGCAUUGUGUCACGAAGAAGAGCAGCCAAGACCCAACCAGAUAGCAACUCUGUCCUCUCUGCAAUGGAGAAACACACCAUGGUUCCGGGAGAAACCGUAUUUGAAGAAACGGUAGAGGUGCUUGAGCUCCCUGAAUUUGACGCCAAAGCUGCUGCCAAGGAGGGAGAUCCUGAAGAAGUCCAGCUCGACGACCGAGUGAUUCAACAGCUGGCAGACUAUGUCCAAUCCAUCGCCAGACUUUACCGCGCAAAUCCCUUUCAUAAUUACGAACACGCCACGCACGUGAUCAUGUCGACAGUCAAACUGCUCUCUCGAAUCGUCGCUCCUCAGAUUGCGACUGGUGUUGAGGAGAGUGCAGCACACUUACAUGACCACACUUACGGUAUCACGAGUGACCCGCUUACCCAAUUCUCCGUGGUGUUGAGCGCCCUGAUCCACGAUGCAGACCACCCCGGAGUUCCCAAUACAACCUUGGUGAAAGAAGAAACACCACUAGCUCAACGAUACAAAAAUGUCUCCAUUGCUGAACAGAACAGCGUCGACAUCGCCUGGACAAUGCUGAUGGCGGAUGAAUAUGCCGAUUUGCGUAGGGUCAUCUACACCACAAAGGGCGAGUUUCAAAGGUUCCGACAGCUCAUUGUCAACUGUGUCUGCGCCACUGAUGUCAUGGACAAGACAAUUGGUGCAGCACGAAAGGUCCGCUGGAACAAGGCAUUUUCAAAGGAUUACGAACAGCAGGCUCUGCAAGAGCCUCCUUGGGUGGCAACGAAUCGCAAAGCAACAAUUGUCUUGGAACAUUUAAUUCAAGCAUCGGAUGUGGCCCACACAAUGCAACACUGGCACAUUUACCGUAAAUGGAACCAAAGAUUGUUUCAUGAACUGUACAAGUGCUACAAGGAAGGUCGCCUUGAGAAGAACCCAGCAGAGUUUUGGUAUGAGGGCGAGAUGGGCUUCCUCGAUUACUAUGUAAUCCCAUUGGCAGAUAAACUGGAGACGUGUGGAGUGUUUGGCGUUUCAAGCGGAGAGUUUCUGAGCUACGCAACCCAAAACCGCCAGGAGUGGGAAAGCAAAGGGAAAGAGAUUAUUCAAGAAAUGAUGCAAGAACUCGAACACAAUGAAUCCGUGGUUGUCCUGGGUGUCGAGCACAUUGUAGAGGUAUAAACAAACACCGUCCCUCCUGGACGUUUGUUUGUCUUCAGGAGCAGCCUCCAGGUAGCUAAAAUAGUGCUUCAUCUGCAUUGACUGCUUCCAAUGUCUCCUUUCCAAUUGCACAAGCAUAGUGAUCACCAGGUCCAUACCAUGAUGUUACAUCACUGCCAUCAUCACAAUAGAC
Messenger RNA from Seminavis robusta, 3623 nucleotides. NCBI's taxonomy places the organism in Eukaryota, Bacillariophyta, Bacillariophyceae, Naviculales, Naviculaceae. The record is from the annotation of a GenBank genome assembly.